GUUGGCCAGUGCUGCAGGUCUGAGCCUAAAAACCUGAAGAAAAAUGGAGAUGGACGACCUUUAUGACGACAUUGAGGAACAAACCUGCCUAUUCCAGACCUUUGGCCCAUCAGACCGCUCCUCAGGUCUCAAACAGGGGCUUACGUGGAGCUGUUGUCUUUCUGGGGUUGCUCUGUGGUUUCCUGGUCGUCGGACUCAUCGGAGUCAGAGUCCACUAUUUUCUUGCAACACGUGCCUUGGCUACAGAUCUGUUCUUCGUGAAAUCCAAGCUCCAUGACCACGUUCAGAUGGGAAAUGACCACAUAUCCAACCUGACGGAGGAGAGAGACCGGCUGAACGCCAGCCUCGUCAAAGCCACUCAGGAGCUGAAGAAGCUUGGGAUGGUGAGAACGUGUCCUAAAGGAUGGAAACUGUUCAGCGACAGCUGUUACUUCUUUUCAACUGCGGUAGGAUCCUGGGAAACGGCCAGAGACAACUGUAGAAACAAAAGUGCAGAUCUACUGAUCGUCGACACAGAAGAAGAACAGGUCUUCAUCUCAUGGUUAAACAUGAGGUACUGGAUCGGUCUGAGUGAUCGUGAACAGGAGGGAACCUGGUCAUGGGUCGAUGGAUCUCCAGUCACUCUGUCGUUCUGGGAUACAGGUGAGCCUAACGAUGAUUUGGAUUCUGGUGGAGAGGACUGUGGAGAAACCUUGCAUUAUGGCCGAUGGAAUGACGUGAACUGUAAUGACCCUCGUCGUUGGAUCUGUGAGAAAUAACUGUAGUCAUGUGUUUGAAGACAAUACUUUCCAAGUGCUGUUAAAACAAAAUCCUCUUGUUUUUGCGUCUCAUAUCACAGCUUUUUUUCUCUUCUCAGUUUUCUUCGGGGUAUCCAACAGGUUCUGAUGUUUGUAUAUGAAGUAGAGCCCGAGCGAUAUGGGAUUUUUGGGGCCGAUGCCAAUAUUGAUACUGGGGGAUUUAAAAAAAAGCUGAUAUCCAAUAUAUUGGUUGAUACCAAUAUUGGUCGAUAACCGAUAUAUUGGCUGAUAUAUGAAAAACAAACAUCGAUCUACAGAGAAUAUAUUAAUCUUAUAUUAGAUAUUUGGGGACAGGUGGAUUAAGAGUUGCAUAAAUCUUUGUUUAUCUCACAAAGAUAAUUUACACAACUUUCA
This is a messenger RNA of Sphaeramia orbicularis (orbiculate cardinalfish), 1151 nucleotides long. Its product is annotated as CD209 antigen-like protein A. Bases 63 to 758 code for a protein of 231 amino acids. The record is from RefSeq and is a predicted model, not a curated record. NCBI's taxonomy places the organism in Eukaryota, Metazoa, Chordata, Actinopteri, Kurtiformes, Apogonidae. The transcript is spliced from 6 exons.